AAGGAGUUGAGGAGUUUCAAACGAAGCUCCUCCCUCGUCUUAGAGCAGGACAAAUCAGCAUUCUGCAGAGAUGGACACUCUUUAAGGAAUCAAUGGUGUAGACAUUGUCCUGGUUGAGCUUUAGCAGAAAUUGUUAAGCAGGGAUGAAGUUUUCUCAGAGUCCGGUAUCCAAAUCCCUUCUGGACAUGGAUGUAGCUAAUUACUGUGAAGGCCUGGACCCCACCUAUAGCACGCUGAGCUUUGAGAAUGCUGAUAUGCUGUACAGCGGGGAAAGCAUGCCAACAGAGCCCAGCAUCAGCCAUGGGGAUAAUGGCGUGAUCUCCAACUGUGCCAUCUGUGGGGACAAGGCCACAGGCAAGCACUACGGCGCGUCUAGCUGUGACGGCUGCAAGGGCUUUUUCCGCAGGAGCAUCAGGAAGAGCCACGUCUACUCGUGCAGGUUCAGUCGCCAGUGCGUCAUCGACAAAGACAAGAGGAAUCAGUGCCGCUUCUGCAGGCUUCACAAAUGCUUUCGAGCUGGAAUGAAGAAAGAAGCUGUGCAGAAUGAACGGGAUCGUAUCAGCUCCAGGAGAAGCACACCGGACUCACAUGACCUUCCGCCUAUCACUGUGCUGGCGCAGGCAGAGACCCUUUCACAACAGAUUGGCGUCGCCAGUCCGACCGGCUCCGCGGAUAUCUCCGAGAAGAAAUCAGCCGCCGUCGGGGACGUGUGCGAGUCUAUGAAGCAACAGCUGCUUGUUCUGGUAGAGUGGGCUAAAUACAUCCCGGCCUUCGGCGAAUUGCCUCUUGACGACCAGGUCAGUUUAUUACGAGCGCACGCAGGAGAACAUCUUCUGCUCGGAGUGGCCAAGCGGUCAAUGCCAUACAAAGACGUCCUGCUGCUCGGUAAUGGCUGUGUCAUUCACCGAAAUUGCCCCGAGGCGGAGAUCAGCCGAGUUGCUAACCGCGUCCUUGACGAAUUGGUCUCACCCUUCCAAGACAUACAGAUUGAUGACAAUGAAUACGCAGCUCUCAAAGCCAUUGUUUUUUUUGACCCUGAUGCCAAAAGCCUCAGAGAUCCCUCGAAGAUAAAAAGCAUGAGGUGCCAGGUUCAGAUGAGUCUUGAAGACUACAUUAAUGACCGUCAGUACGACUCUCGUGGGCGCUUUGGCGAGCUACUGCUGCUUCUCCCUACUCUGCAGAGCAUCACCUGGCAGAUGAUCGAGCAGCUCCAGUUCAUCAAACUCUUUGGCCUGGCCAAGAUCGACAACCUGCUGCAAGAGAUGCUGCUAGGAGGUCUGACCACAGAGCAGCCUUACUUGCACCACCACGGCCACCCCCAGCUCGCCCAGGAUCCAAUCACGGGCCAAACGUUAGUCAUCAGCUCCAUUUCAGGCCCUCUGCAUGCACAGCAAAUAGCUUCUCCAGACACCCCAAUCCCAUCUCCUCCUCAGGUUCAGAGUCAGGAGAUCUAUAAGGCCUCCUCUAGUCCUACACUCUUAAUGCCGACACAGCCCAUCUCCAACAGACCCUCUCCUGAGCCACCACUCUGAGGCAUAAAAUGGUGUCCUUGCAUCAUUAAUAAUUGUAUUUGAGCUGUAUCCUGGUGUGUGUUUGUAAAUGUGUAAAUAGUUUGAGAUGGUUAAAAAAAACAAAAAACAGAUCAGUAUAAUUUUAAAAAUCUUUGAGACCAUUGAUGUUACAGUGCUGUGAAAAAGUAUCCUGAUUUCUAAGAUAAAACAAACAUGAGUGAAUACCAAAAGCGGUUUUUAAAUGAUAAUGUUAUUUAUUGAAGCAAAAAAACUACCAGCUGGGCCUGUGUGAAAAUGUAUUUGUAUAGUUGUCAUAGUUACUAAUUCCCCAAAUCUAAGAAACUGUUCAUAAUGGGGUUCAGCUGGACUAGAUGCAACCAGGCUUGAUCACUGCAAACCCUGUUCUAUCAAAUCAACACUUAAAUAGAACUUUUUCAACAGCAUGAAGUUGGUUAAAAGGUUUUACCAGUAACACAAUAUGCCAAGAAAUUCCAGAAAUGAUGUGGAAGAAGGUGAUUGAAAUACAUCAGGCUGGGAAGGGUUACAAAGCUAUUUCAAAGUCUCUGGGACUCCAAAGAACCACAGUGAGAAAAAAAACUCGCCACAGUAGUGAACCUUCCCAGAAGUGGCCGACCUUCCAAGAUUCCUCCAAGAACACAGCAACGACUCAUGGAAAAAGUGGAACUGUUUGGAAGACAGGGGUCCCGUUACAAAUCCUAAAGGAGAAUGUCUGGUCUUCAGUCCGUAAAUUGAAACUCAGGCACAACUGGAUUAUGCAGCAAGACAAUGAUCCAAAGCAUAGGAGUAAGUCCACCUCUGAAUGGCUCAGAAAAAGUUAAGUUAAAGUUUUGGAGUGGCCUAGUCAAAGUCCUGACUUUAACCAACUGAGAUGCUGUUACAGACCUCGAACGAAAACCCUUCAGUGUGGCUGAACUAAAGCAGUUCUGCAAAGAAGAGUCGGCCAGAAUUCCAGCACAGUGCUGUGAACGACCGAUCUCCAGUUAUCAAAAGCCUUUGACUGCAGUUAUUGCUGCUAAAGAUGGCACAACCAGAUUUUAAGUUUAAGGGGGAAAUUAGUUUUUCAUAUGAAUGAUGUGUUGGAUAUUUUUUUUCUGCAAUAACAAAAAACCUUAUUGUGUUUUUACUCAGGUUGCCUUUGUUUUAAGCUGCAUUUCGUUUUAAAAUCAAAAACUAUUUAGUAUGAGAUAUACACAAAUACAGAAAGAAUCUGGAUGGGGCCCAAAUACUUUUUCACAGCACUGUAUGUAGUGACUCACAAAAAUGUCCUAUAACAUGUAAUAUUAAUAAUACUAAUAAUCACAGAAGCAGAUACAUGUUUGAAAUCAUGAAAUGAUGUAAAUAUGAUUCGAAAAUUUUUAAUUGAAUGUAGAAUAGAUAAAGGACAUACAAGUUAUUUAACUUCAAGCUUGUAACCUGUGGAAUUUCAAGCUAUAGUAUGUCGGUGUAUUUAUGAUUAUGUUUUAAUAAACCACACAUUUCAAUGGC
Ictalurus punctatus (channel catfish) is the source of this 3017-nucleotide messenger RNA. It is a transcript of the gene hnf4g, whose product is annotated as hepatocyte nuclear factor 4, gamma. The transcript is spliced from 10 exons. Gene Ontology annotation, biological process: regulation of transcription by RNA polymerase II; anatomical structure development; cell differentiation. Lineage: Eukaryota; Metazoa; Chordata; Actinopteri; Siluriformes; Ictaluridae. Gene Ontology annotation, molecular function: nuclear receptor activity; zinc ion binding; RNA polymerase II cis-regulatory region sequence-specific DNA binding. Bases 144 to 1532 code for a protein of 462 amino acids. Gene Ontology annotation, cellular component: nucleus. The record is from RefSeq and is a predicted model, not a curated record.